Eutrema salsugineum is the source of this 456-nucleotide messenger RNA. RefSeq lists its product as uncharacterized. The transcript has 2 exons. The record is from RefSeq and is a predicted model, not a curated record. Bases 1 to 456 code for a protein of 151 amino acids. Gene Ontology annotation, molecular function: zinc ion binding. Lineage: Eukaryota; Viridiplantae; Streptophyta; Magnoliopsida; Brassicales; Brassicaceae.
AUGAGCUGCAACUCUGCCUUGUCGAGUGUUGAGGAUAGAGGUCGGGAAUUUCCGUCAAAGUGUCACUGCGGGCGAGAUGUCGUCAUUUUCACGUCGAAGACCCAAGAAAACCCAGGCAGACCCUUCUUUCGAUCUCCAACCAUGAAAGAUAAUCAUUUGUUCAAGUGGGUGGAGGAUGGCGUGUAUGAGGAAGUUUUUGAUGCUUUGCCGAGAAUCUCGAGUAUUGAAGGUGAGAUUGAAAAUGCUAAAUUCGAUGUUGGUGACGAAAUCGAAGGUUUGAAGGGUAGAAUCCGUGAGUUGGAGGAAGAUUUAUUGCUGACCAAAAGGGAGAUUAACAAUGCCAAAUUGAAGAUCAAAUGUAUGUGCUUCGUGUGCCUUUGUGUAACUGUGUUUGUCAUUGUGAUGACAAUGAUUGUUAAAACAAAGAAACAGCAAAUGGUUCUUGGUUCCAUGUAG